Morus notabilis is the source of this 666-nucleotide messenger RNA. Its product is annotated as autophagy-related protein 18a-like. The annotation marks the transcript as partial. Gene Ontology annotation, molecular function: protein binding; phosphatidylinositol-3,5-bisphosphate binding; phosphatidylinositol-3-phosphate binding. The record is from RefSeq and is a predicted model, not a curated record. Gene Ontology annotation, cellular component: extrinsic component of membrane; cytosol; phagophore assembly site membrane. Lineage: Eukaryota; Viridiplantae; Streptophyta; Magnoliopsida; Rosales; Moraceae. The transcript is spliced from 2 exons. Gene Ontology annotation, biological process: autophagy of mitochondrion; protein localization to phagophore assembly site; protein lipidation.
CCCGUCCCGACCCGAGUCCCCGCCCUCCUCCACCUCUCCUUCAACCAAGACUACGGCUGUUUCGCCAUCGGCACCGACUCCGGCUUCCGCAUCUACAACUGCGACCCGUUCCGCGAGAUCUUCCGCCGCGACUUCGGCGCCGCACGCGGCGGGAUCGGCUUCGUCCAGAUGCUCUUCCGUUGCAACAUCCUCGCCCUCGUCGGCGGCGGCCCCGAUCCCCAGUACCCCGUCAACAAGGUCAUGAUCUGGGACGAUCACCAGUCCCGCUGUAUCGGCGAGCUCUCCUUCCGCUCCGAGGUCAAGGGCGUCCGCCUCCGGAGGGACCGGAUCGUCGUCGUCCUCGUGCAGAAGAUCUUCGUCUACAACUUCGCCGACCUCAAGCUUCUCCACCAGAUUGAGACCAUCGCCAACCCUAAGGGCCUCUGCGAGGUCUCCCAUGUCUCCAGCCCCGUCGUCCUCGUCUGCCCUGGCCUCCAGAAAGGUCAGGUCAGGGUCGAGCACUACGGCUCCAAGAGGACCAAAUUCAUUAUGGCUCAUGAUUCCAGAAUCGCCGCUUUCUCGCUCACGCAGGAUGGCAGAUUGCUUGCCACGGCUAGUAGUAAGGGGACUUUGGUUAGGAUUUUCAAUACCUUGGAUGGUUCUUUGCUCCAAGAGUUAGUCCAAGUG